AUGGUUCAGACUUCUGCGACACCUUUCGUCCAUUUCACAGCUUACGAGGUUGAGUCAGGAAACAAAACCGAGACGGUACAGCUUCGUUCCGCACAGGUUUAUCCUUACUGGAUGAAAGGAUUCGACGAGGAGAGUACGGUGACGGGAUCACUUCCAGAUGGUUUUCUCAACCAGAUUCCACAGUCUGCGUGUGAUGCUGGACAACUGCAGGCCACCGUCGUGACUGUCCUCAUCGUUGUCGACUUAUACUAUCAAAAUUGGCCCGGUAUAGGUCCGGCCCUCAUCCAUGUCGAGUCGUCUGUACUUGGUUUUGACGACGGACCCGUCGUUAUAAAUGGUUGGGGCGGCAGCACCUCGAAAUCUCCCCCUCUCACAGUAGCAGACUGGGAUCUCCCAGGUGACAACAGCAAACCAACGGCCACCGUCAAGCCGAACGACCGAAUGGACUCAAUUUCUACGACCAAGAUACGCGGCAGUGAGAAUAAUAAUGCGGUCAAUCCUCCCGAAUUCACUCGAGUUACCGUUGGUUCUGUGGGCACACGACCCGUCGUAGUUGGUCCUUCUUCAAGAAUUGUUGUCGGCUCUCAAACCUUACAAGCUGGGGGAGCCCCCGUCAACGUAGGAGGUGGAACGAUGGUUUCUCUUGCGCCAUCGGCUACGGCCAUCGUUGUGGACGGCAGUACUUCUAGGCUACCGCAAGUUACUCCGUCACGGCCUCCACCAGUGCUGACGAUUGGCUCGACGACACUCACACCUAACGCUGCCACCCAAUUCUUCGUUGGUCCGGGGCAAACCCUCACUCCUGGAGGCGUCGCUACUGUCGAUGGUACCGUCGUCAGUUUGGCACCGUCGGCUUCUUUCGUGGUCAUCGGAGGUUCCACCCAAGUUCUACCCGGAUCAUCACCAGCUCCAAACAGUCCGCCACAACUGGUAGUCGGUGGCUCAACGAUCACAGCACAAGCAACCCAAGAAAGUUCCAACAACUUCAACGGCCUAGAGAAUCAAAGACCUAACCCAACGUUCGUUAUCUCGGGGCAGGCACUCGCUCCGGGUGCUCCUGCCAUUACCGUUUCGGGCACCACGCUAUCACUAGCACCCUCGGGAAGCGUACUGGUGGUUAAUGGAGCGUCCUCGACGAUACAGAUCCCAGCUACCCCUACUGUAGCGCCACCCACACUUACUAUCGGCGAUAGCGUGUUCCCUGCUGUUGACAAUCCGCGAAACACAUUCGUUGUCGCAGGUCAGACACUGGUGCCUGGAGGGUCCGCAAUCACUGCAUCCGGUACUACGUUUUCGUUGGCACCAUCAGCAUCCUUCUUUCUGGUCAAUGGCGCCCCAUCCGUGAUAGCGAACCCAGCUGCGCCGACUCUCAAUGUUGGUAACAAUGUUUUCACACCCAUUUCCGCCUCACCUGGAAUAUCAUUCGUUGUUGGAGAGAAACCCCUCGUUCCAGGUGGACCAGCCAUAACUUUCUCCGGAACUACAAUAUCGCUUGCACCUUCUGCUUCAUUUGUUGUUGUCAAUGGGGUUACUUCAUCCCUCGCUAUUCCUACUCCACAGGUCGGCAAACCUCCUACGAUCACCAUCGGCAAUGAUGUCAUCGACGCUCUUCCAGAGCCCUCAGGGCCCACCUUUGUAAUAGAUGGCCAAACGCUCGUUCCUGGUGGCCCAGAUAUUACCGUCUCGGGCACUACACUGUCGCUCGCUCAAUCGGCAUCAUUCGUUGUGAUCAACGGCGUUACAUCUACAUUGGCUACUCCAGCCUCUCCACAAAUUACAGCGCCUCCUUUGACCAUUGGAGAUCUGACAUUCGGGCCGCUCCCAGGAACUAGCACUGUCUAUCUAAUCGGGUCGAGACUGCUUACCGUGGGGGGCUCGAUCGUUGUCUCGGGUGUCACGAUCUCGCUCGCACCCGGAGCUACAGCCUUGGUCGUCAACGGCAAGACCAGCUUCAUUUCGCCGCAAGCCCAGCCUGCCAUCACCAAUCCUCCAUUGCUCACUAUUGGUUCGCAGACAUACACUGCAGAGUCAGGGAGUGGGACGGUCUUCAUCAUCGAAGGACAGACUUUGACGCCAGGAGGCACAAUAACCGUCGAUGGCACAACCAUCAGUCUUGCGUGGGGGGCGACGGAGUUGUCCAAGCGCAAGGGCCAGUAA
This is a messenger RNA of Alternaria ventricosa, 2157 nucleotides long. RefSeq lists its product as uncharacterized. The transcript has 2 exons. NCBI's taxonomy places the organism in Eukaryota, Fungi, Ascomycota, Dothideomycetes, Pleosporales, Pleosporaceae. The record is from RefSeq and is a predicted model, not a curated record. The coding region runs from base 1 to 2157 and encodes 718 amino acids.